AUCAUCCCGAAGCUGGAAAUUUACCAUUUACACUGCAGACGAUACGAACGCUUGAUCAAUAUUGCUGCUAUUGUCCAGCAUGGUCGGGCGCAGUGGCGGAAGUGGACGCAGUCAGCGCGGUGAUCAUGGCCGUGGCGGCAGAGGCGAAGGCAACCAAAGCCAAAAUAGAACAAUCUGCUUCACAUUUCGAGAUACGGGAGAGUGUGAUCGCGCCAACUGUCGUUUCUCACACAACCUUAGUUCCACUGCUGGCGCACAGCAAACAGGACGUCGUGCCGCAGCAACGAUGAGGACACAUGAGACUGAAGAGCAGAAACAAGCGAGGGCUAGCUACAACAACUGGAAGAAACUCAUCGGUACAAAUUACGCACCGGGCGAUACCUACAACAUGAAACGUCUAUGGAAAGGCGCUGUAGCCAUCCUACAAGAGGACGAUCGCGAUUGGAAGCAGCAAUUGCCUAGAGAUCUAGACGAUAGCACCGCGACAUGCAACGGUCGAGCUCAUAUCAAGGCAAUACUCGAUCAACGAACGACGGCUAGCGAGUCUGAGACCUUCGUCGAGAUAGCGAAAGAUUUUCUCAAGGUCAUCACUCAUCCGUCCCUUCUGGAUUGUUUGGCAGUAGACACAUACGUCGGAGGUGUCUACAACUUCAUAAGCGGUGUGAAUGGUGAUAGGGCGAUCUCAUUCUUUCAGCAUCUCUGCGAAACCCUAGUCACUGUCAAAACCGAGGAUGCUUCGUCGGCCGAGCAGAAGACGCUAGAACAGACACUCAUCGGACUGUCAACAGCACUCUACGAAGUCCUUAGGCGCGACCAACGAGCAAGACUCAACGAGCGACUCGAAGCCCUGAUACAGUCGCUGAAAAGCGCGAGCGAAAUUAUCCCUAGCGCGCUGCCCUCUAUCACCUCGACUAUUGUGAACAAGGACUUGAUAGUCAUGCGAGCCAUGAUUGCACGAGCAAAAGGCUUGGUGGCUGAAGAUAACCCACAGGACGAUGCACCAACAACUACCCGCAUAACCACCACUCUGUACCCUCGAGACUUGGUUAUCCCACAAGGUCGGCAGGAUAAUGACAACGUUGACAUUACCGAGAUCGUCAUCUUCCCAACACGAGAGGAGAUCAUGAGUGAUGCAAAGGAGUGCCUGCCUUCAACGGAUCCUGAUCAGCCGCACUUUAUUGCCAACCAAGUGGGGAGGCACAUUGACACUAACUUUCGUCUCUUUCGUCAUGACAUCUUUGGCGACCUGAAGAAGGCUCUUGCGGGUUUGAUGCACGCCGCUACGGAGGACCCAGACAGGCUCAGCAACCCGAGAAUCAACCUUGGCGAUGUGCGCGUCUACAACUACACCAAUGCACGUGUUAGCUAUAUCGCUUUCGAUCAUCGCCGCGGACUGGAAGUACAGAUAUCCUUCCUUCAGCCACCGCAAGUCCGCGGAAGGUCAGCUGCCGAGAGGCGCGCAUGGUGGGAAGACUCUAGGAGACUAGACCAGGGCUCUCUUCUCUCAUUCAUUUGGAUACAAGACUCCAUUGUUGAACACCUCUUUCUCACUGUGAGUAAAAGGAGUACCGGUGUCGACGAGGAAUAUGGCUUGACACAGCAUGACACAAUGGCAACGAUCACUACCAAGCUCUCGACACAAAAUUCCCAAACGAUUCAGGCGUUGCUACAGUCAAGCUUUCAAAAGUCACAGGGUGUCCUUCUCGAGUUUCCCAGUGUCAUCCCGGCAACAUUCGUACCGAUACUGGAGAGUCUGCAGAGCAUGCAGCGAUUGAGCCGACUGCCUUUCCACCAAUGGAUCCUCCCAGACCAGCACAAUGGAUCACCAGGGCUCAAGGUUUAUCACGAAAUACCAGCCCCCUUAUAUGCUCGACGACCUGGGUUCACCUUUCCUCUCAGAGCCAUCAUGAAGACGAAGUCUGAUACUCUGGCCAUCGAACAUACAUCUUCGUGUGAUGACGCUGUCCUCAUCGAAGAAAUAAUGGCCAAGACUGAGCUUGACCGGGGACAGUGCAGAGCGCUGAUCGCUGCCUUGACUCGCGAGUUUGCCUUCAUUCAAGGUCCACCUGGAACCGGGAAAUCCUAUCUUGGUUUACAGGUCAUGAAGAUUCUGUUGGACAUUAGAGACAAAGCCAAAUUGGGUCCCAUCAUCGUCGUGUGCUAUACCAACCACGCUUUAGACCAAUUUUUAGAGCAUCUACUCGAGGCUGGGGUCAGAAAGAUUAUAAGAGUCGGCGGGCAAAGCAAGUCUGAACUACUGCAAGGUUACAAUCUUCGAGAUGUCACCCGGACAGAAGUCAAAACAAAGUCGGAAGCAUGGCAGUCUGCGAUGGCCUACCAGACUCUCCAAGAUCUUGCGCGGCAAGCUAGAGCGACACUUGGUCGUCUACAUCACUCGAAGCAAGCAGAGUGGGAGCAGCUAGGCAAUCAUAUCCAGGAGAAAUACCCCCGCAUCUACAAACAGUUUGAGAGGGAAGACGAUGAGGGGUUCACUACGGUUGGUCGACAUCCCUUUGAUAUCUGGAUGCUGAGAAAAGGAGCGGACGGAAACCAUGCUUCUAUUGCCAGUCAAGAUGUGGGUCGCCUCCUAAAGCAGGCGACUGGCAAUGUGCAUUCUCUCACUUACGUUGAGCGAUGUGCGUUAGUCCGUCUUUGGGUUGACGAAGUGCGGUUCGAGGAUGUCACACAGUUAUCUACAACGGCCAGUGAGGCAGCCGACACCCAAGCGAAACUAAACAACAUCCACGAUGAAACGGAUAGAAGAGUACUUGAAGGUGCAAAGGUCAUCGGUGUUACGACCUCCGGUUUGGCUAAGAGGAUAUCAGUCCUUCAACACGUCAGGUGCAAAGUCAUCAUCUGUGAGGAAGCUGGAGAAGUCAUGGAGCCCCAUAUGCUAUCGGCUUUGCUCCCUACUGUUGAGCAUUGCAUUCAGAUUGGCGAUCACGAGCAACUGCGUCCUUCUGUCAAUAAUUUCAAAGAGCUCUCCCUCGAAAGCACGCAAGGAGCUCUGCAUAAGCUUGACAGAAGUCAAUUCGAACGUCUUUCGAUUGGAGAGAGAGGGAGGCCGCUGAUGCCUGUUGCGCAGCUAGAAGUUCAACGUCGCAUGCGCCCGGACUUCUCAAGGCUGAUACGUGAGACAAUCUAUCCACGGCUAAUCGACCACCCAUCCACCGCCAAGUUGCCAGACGUGGUUGGCAUGCGCAAGAAUUUAUUUUGGCUGGACCAUCGCAACCUUGAGGACGGCAAGGACAGCGACAUCCAUCACAGCAAGUCGAAAUCCAACCCUUGGGAGGUGGACAUUGUCCACGCAUUGGUUCGUCACAUUGUCCGUCAAGGUGUCUACAACAGCAAGGAAAUCGCGGUCUUGACACCAUAUACAGGACAACUUCAGAAGAUACGCACCGCCAUGCGCAAUGAUUUUGAGAUUGUGCUUAGCGAACGCGACCAAGAUGCGCUCGAAAAGGAUGGCUUCGGCGUUGCAGCCCCCUCAUUCAAGAUAGGAGAGCCAACAAAGCAGCAGCAUAAUCGGCGCAAACCAUUAGAAAGAAAGGCGUUCAGUGACCUGCUCCGAGUCGCCACCGUCAACAACUUUCAGGGAGAAGAAGCUAAGAUCAUCAUCGUCUCACUCGUUCGCAGCAACAACAAAGAGAAAGUCGGGUUUCUAAAAACGUCAAAUCGUAUUAAUGUGUUACUCAGCCGCGCUCAACACAGCAUGUAUCUCAUCAGAAACACCGAGACUUACGCGAGUGUCGCUAUGUGGCAAAAAGUUAUUGCCAUGCUUCGGACCUCAGACUCCGUUAGGGAGACUCUCGGGCUGUGCUGCCCAAAACACCCCAAAAAAAUCAUCCAAGUCCAAGAGCCUGAUGACUUUUAUCAACUUAGUCCUAAAGGUGGCUGCCAGGAAGCUUGUACCGAACGACUUACGGAUUGUAGUCAUCAAUGUCAGGCUAAGUGUCAUUCAUCGGCCAUGCACGACGUGUUCAAAUGCAAAAAGCCAUGUCAACGCCGACAUCAGCCUUGCGAUCAUCCGUGUCAGAAGCCGACGUGUGGUGAGGACUGCGACGUGUGCAUGGUCAAUAUCAGUACUGUACAACUCCCCUGUGGCCACAACAAGAACAACGUCUCGUGCUACAAGACGCUGGAUCUUGAGAGUAUUGUGUGCGUCAUCAACGUUUCGAAGCGAGUACCUGGUUGUCAGCACAAUGUGGAGGUCAUGUGCUCAAGUGACGUGACUAAGGCAGGCUUCAAAUGUCCUUCGCCUUGCCCGGCCAUCCUACCUUGUGGUCAUCCUUGCCCCGGAACUUGCGGUCAGUGCAACAAGAAGAUCAGAGACGGUCAGCCCAUACUGAAGCACCUCUCAUGCACGGUAGUGUGUGGCAGAAAGUUUGGCACUUGCAACCACACCUGUCGCCGCGAAUGCCAUGACGGAACGGACUGUGGCCUUUGUCAGAGUUUUUGCGAGGUACGCUGCAAGCACUCUCAAUGCAUGCAGAGAUGCCAUGAGCCCUGUACACCCUGUGUGGAAAAGUGUACUUGGUCCUGCGAGCAUCAUGGCGACUGCACCAUGCCCUGCUCAGCUCCAUGCAACAGGUUGCCAUGCGACGAGCGGUGUACUAAGCUCCUGCCAUGUGGCGAUCAAUGCCCCAGCAUCUGUGGCGAAGAUUGCCCCGUCGACUAUUGCCAGGAGUGUGACAUGAAGCUAGACGAAGUACCGGAUUUGAUCCUAGAGACACGCUACAGUGACAUCAACCUCGAUGAGUCGCCCAUAGUUGUCCUUGGAUGCCGUCACUUCUUCACCGUCGAAACACUAGAUGGCAUGAUUGGCUUGAAGGAAGUCUAUGACAUUGACACAAAGACCGGUCUAUUCGCUGCCUUGAAAGAAAAUGCUCAAUUAGCUGCAGCAGUUCCUAAAUGUCCAACAUGCCGCUGCCCCAUUCAGCAAUUUGUUACACAACGCUAUAACAGGCUCAUCAACCGAGCCGUCAUUGACGAGAUGUCGAAGCGCUUCAUCGUCAGCGGACAGCAGGAGUUACAAGAGCUAGAAAACAAGCUCAAAACUCUUGAAUCCGGUCUCGAGAAGUCACGCAAGUCCCUUGUGCCAUCGACGGUCGGCGAGUCGAAAGUAGAAGCGCGCUCUGGGAAGAAUAUCAACGGGAAGAUCAGCAGUCGCUACGGAGAAGCAAUCUUCCUGACAAAUGCGCUCAAGAACUUCCAGCGCAGGAUGAAUAUUCAGCACCAGCCCGCACAUAAACUUCACCAAGCAACUGUGCAUGUCAUCACUCGAAACCAUUCGCUCGAUGCGGCACUCGCAGCACUCAACCUCGAAUCUUCUGCGACAUCUGCAAAUCGCGGCCAUGGCCAGCGCAUUACCUUCGGUAGCUAUCUGCUUGAGAUCAAAACCCGAUGUCUGGUUCUGGAAGACAAGUUUGAGAUUUCUCGUGCCGCCCAAUCCAAGGCGCCCAACAACGCCAUUACGCUUAGCUUCCCGGGCGGCCCACUUAUCAAGCAAGCUGAGGACUUUCUGCCUGAGUGCAUAAAGCUGAUCGAUGGUUGCAAUGAUAACAACUUCCCCAAAAUUGCUGUUGAAGCAACGCUGUACUAUGCUCGCAUCGCUGGGCUCUGCACUUCUUUGAGUGUUGAAGAUCGCGACAAAGGAGGAAAUCAUCGCGAAGCAGCCCACGUACUCCUAGAAAAGGCAGCAAAGCUUUGCGAGCAGCCUUUCCAGGGUGCAGAUGUACUGGAAAAGGCUGUCGAACAAGCUGCUCGGCUGCUAGGUAAGGAGUGGUACGAGAAAGUGUCGGACGAGGAGAUCAAAGCCAUCAAGAAAGCUAUGGUGAGCGGGUCACGAGGUAUCGCUACACACUCGGGGCAUUGGUACAACUGUGUCAAUGGACAUCCGGUAAGGUUCCCACUCAUAGCAGUUAUUUUUCCCCGCUAACAUUUACAGUUCGCCGUUGGGGAGUGUGGCAUGCCUAUGGAACUUGCCCGUUGCCCAGAAUGCGGUUCGCGCGUCGGUGGACAGCACCAUGUGGCCGUCGAUGGAGUGACGCGUGCAUCGAACAUGGAGUAAUGCACCAAUCACUGGUUCUCGGCGGUCGUUCUGACAAGGCCGUUGAUGGAUUUGGGGGCGAUCUGCAGCUAUUACGCUUACGAAACGCAUAGUGCUGGAAUGA
Molecule: messenger RNA, 6173 nt
Organism: Cucurbitaria berberidis CBS 394.84
Lineage: Eukaryota; Fungi; Ascomycota; Dothideomycetes; Pleosporales; Cucurbitariaceae
Exons: 3
Coding region: 80-5938 (1952 amino acids)
Biological process (GO): regulatory ncRNA-mediated heterochromatin formation
Cellular component (GO): nucleus; nuclear RNA-directed RNA polymerase complex
Molecular function (GO): helicase activity; zinc ion binding
Source: RefSeq, a predicted model, not a curated record